UGCCACCUGUCAGUGUCCAUCAAUGCCAGCUCUCAUCCAUGCCACCUGCCAGUGCCCAUCAGUGCCACAUCAAUGCCACAUAUCAGUGCCUACCAGUGCACAUCAAUGCCACAUAUCAGUGCCCAUCUGAGCUGCCUUUCAGUGUCACCCAUCAGUUCCAGUCAAAGCCACCUAUCAAUGCCAGUCAGUGCCACCUAUCAGUGCUGCCAAUCAGUGCCAGUCAGUGCCGCCUAUCACUGCCUAUUAGUGCCGCCUAACAGUGCCAGUCAGUGCCACCUAACAGUGCCGCCUAUCAGUGCUGCCUUUCAGUGCCCAUCAGUGAUGCCU
Molecule: messenger RNA, 327 nt
Organism: Staurois parvus
Lineage: Eukaryota; Metazoa; Chordata; Amphibia; Anura; Ranidae
Source: the annotation of a GenBank genome assembly